This is a messenger RNA of Cyclocybe aegerita, 2910 nucleotides long. The record is from the annotation of a GenBank genome assembly. NCBI's taxonomy places the organism in Eukaryota, Fungi, Basidiomycota, Agaricomycetes, Agaricales, Hemipholiotaceae.
AUGGCGCAACCUACGCAGGUUUACCCCCCUUGGUUGGCACCAUCUGCGGUGGUUAUCACGGACGCGGCUGGAGCCCCCGUCACCACCUCCACGACCAUACUGUAUCUGCCACCGACCUACUUUGGUCCCAGUAUACCACUUGGUUCGUUAUACAUCUACGGUGGCUCGUCGGAGCCUGCCACCGUCGUCCUCCCUUCACCCACACCGCAAACGGUGACGCCCACACUUGGUGCGACCACCACGACAGCAAUUACGACUACCGCGACACCCACGACUUCUGUAUCUAUCCCCACGACCUCUGCGACACCCACCACGACUUCCUCAAUUCCGACCACCCUCACCUCCUCAAUUUCCGUUUCAUCUACGACCUCAUCUGUAUCACUAACAUCACUAACGACGACCACCUCACUUUCACCUACAAUUUCACCCACUUCUUCCGCAACCCCUUCUCCUACCAAUGGCCCAACGGGAUCGACUGGUCUUUCCAGAGGUCAGCUUGUUGGUGUCAUCGUAGCCAGCAUCCUCGGAGUCAUCUUCCUCUUCGUCCUUGCACUCUUCUUCUUCCUCUGGUACAAAGGACGACGCAACAGGCGCCAAUUCACCAGCGUCUCGCCCCUCGACGAUGACGACUACUACAUCGUGCCUCCAGGCGGCCGCACCCCAGGAGAGGGGUCUCCUCGUCACAGUGGAGAAGAAGCCGAUCCUUUCCUUCAGCAGCGCGGUGCAGCCACUGCGGGAGAGACCUCCGCGGCUGGUGCUGCGGCUGGCAUGGCUCAAGUUGGUGGCCAAGGUGCUUCUCGACCAGGAGCAUCCUCUCGCGUUCCGCCACCCGUUGUGAACACUGGCUCGUCUGGCUCGACCGACUCAAAUGCUUCCGGUUUCGGAGAGCUGUUGGAUCGCCCAAGCCUCGGCCUCCUUCCCAGCCAGCCAGGACCAGAUACUCGUCUGUCUGGCGUGAGCCAAGUCUCCAGUGGCACGAUGGAUCCUAUGAACCAGGGUCAUGUCGUCACGGACGGUCAGGAGCAGUACCGAGACGGAGAGUACACCGGCGCCUACGCAUAUUCUCAAGAACCCAUGGUACCUCCUCGCCUCGUCGAGCCCGACUCGACCUCAGCUGCUCUCCUACCGGCAUUGCAACCCCCAAGACCACCUUACCUCUCCCACCAAUCGUCGUUCCAGGAUCGCGAAGAAGCCCGAGUGCUCACAGCCCAACGUGUCAGAGCAGAAGACCUCGCUCCACGCUCGCCACCUCAAAUCGAAGCUGGACCAAGCCACAGAGCGAGCAGCGGCAGCGGCCUCCUCGAAUCGCUCGGCCUCGGUGCACUCGCGAACAUCGGACGCAGGAGCUGGUUCAAGCAGUUCGACUCGCCGCGGAACUCAGGGGCAUAUGCCUACUCGCCUACCUAUGACGCAGAGCCCCUCAGCGAGAAGGACAUCGAGACAGGCCGUUCGGCCCUCCUCAGCCCUGACAGACCUGUUGGUGCCCCCGAUAGUUUUGGAAUGAGGCGGGCUGCCCCGACAGGGUUCUUCGCGGAUGGGACAAGGCCGAUCUCUAGCACAAGCGGACGCAGCGGCGGUAGUGCCGGAACAACAUACCAUGAUGCUCCAUCAUCCCUACCUGGAACGCCAACCAUCGCUCCUCUACCACGAGCAGUGACGCCGUCCGAACCUGCCCAACCCCCAGUGCAAAUCUCCGAACCCACAUGGUUCUCAAGCCCUCUCGCCGGCCCACCAGCAUACGAAGACCCAUUCACCACGUCCUCGCCAUCGCCAUCACACGGCCGUAGUAGUCCGCCAGUUUUCACCAUCGGCUCGCCAGAGGUCGACGUCCUAGACAUGCCCGCUCCGACGGCCCUGAACCACUUCACGUCGAUAGCCUCUCUGAAGGAGAUGACGACAGGCAGCAGCAGCGGCUCGGGCGUCGGCACGAGCACGAAGGGCACACCGUUCCCCCCGCCCGGCUUGGAGACGAUCCGCCCCGUGGCCUCGACGGGCUGGGGCACGACCUCUAGUAUGACGGACGUUACUGCAUCUCCACCGUCGUUUGCGGUGUCUGGGAUGGGUGCGGAGGGCCAGCACCACCAGCAAGGGCAAGGACAAGUGUUGACGCAGCAUGCAGCGGGCAUUACAAUCGAUGUGUUGGAGGAUGCUCCUCCGGGUGCUGAGCAGGGAUGGCGCUCGAUGUCCAUGGCGCGUGCGGGUGGUGGGUUGGCAAGCGAUGCUGGCAGGAGAGGGACGUUUGGUUUGUAUGUAAACGUCGGCCCCGCCUUCAUGUCCGAACAAGGCUCUUUGCACUCCAUGCGUUCGCACUUCAGCCCCUCCUCUCGCUCAACCGGGUCCGCACCAGCUUCACGACACGGCGCCGGCUCUCUCAACUCGACCUCCUCACGGCCCUCAGCCCACUCCGCCGCCUCCAGUUCCCACUCAGCGGCAGCACACUCGCUCGGGCGACAAGGCAGCAUCAACUCAGACAACAGGAAGCGCAACGGCCACGGGCCCAUGAUCUCUCCUGCCCUGUCCGCCUUUGGCAUCGACAUGCACGGCUCAAGCGCAGGUCAAAGGCGAGCAGCCUCUGGAAGCAGUGGCAGCGGUGGUGUCAGUGGAAGCCAUUCGCAGUCUGGAUCGGGAAGCAACGGUAGCCACAGUCAUGGGCACGAGCCACCCCUCUCGCCCAUCAUUGGCUCUCCACCACUUGCACAUACCACUACCGGCCUCCGCGGUAUGGCCUCUGGGUCGACGAUGGGCACCGACGCCGCCGCCGCUGCAGACACCUCGUUCGGUAGCUCAACGCUCAGGGCUGGGCCACACAGUAGGAAUCCCUCGCCUGGCCCGAGCCCGCUAAGUGCUACGUUCCCGCUGAGCGCACCGUGGGUUGGAGGGCUUGACGAUGCAUGGCAGCCUGCUGCAUAG